AUGGCUUUUUCCUCCAUUGAUGUUGUUUUCUUGGUUUUUGCAGCUCGUGCUUUGUUGCACCUAGACAGGUCUGUGAAGAAUAAUCGCGAAAGGACUCGAAUGGAUUACCGACCUUCUGAUAGUAGUGGUACGGAUGAUGACCUACCUCCAUCACAUCAGAGUAGAUAUCAAAGGAGCGGCAGACCUGCUGGUAAUGGCAGGCCUUCAGUUCUAAAUUCUGCUCCUUUAUCAAGGGUGCACAAUGACAUGGAAACUCAAAUUCAUCUCAUUGAGCAAGAAGCGUAUAGCUCAAUACUCCGUGCAUUUAAAGCCCAGUCUGAUGCUAUUACCUGGGAGAAAGAAAGUUUGAUCACUGAACUAAGAAAAGAACUUCGGGUGUCUGAUGAAGAACACAGAGAGCUGUUAUCAAGGGUUAAUGCUGACGAAAUGAUUAGGCGAAUAAGAGAGUGGAGAAAGGGGAACAGCCUUCAGACCAGUGUCCCCCAGAUGGUUCAUGAGACUGCUCCGAGUCCAGCUGUAUCAGGAUCACGUAAGAAACAAAAGACAUCACAAUCAAUCGCCUCGUUAGCGAUGGGCCCACCAUCUCCUGCUUUACACCCCUCGAUGCAACCGUCUUCAUCUGCACUUAGAAGGGGAGGUCCUCCACCAGGUCCAAAGACCAAGAAGACAAAGACAUCGAUGCAGUACCAAGCUACAGGCAUUGCUGGAAGGCCCCAGGCUGGCACUUUAACGAAUGAACCCGGUGAAUCGGGAUCAUAUGACCCAUUGAUUGGAAGGAAGGUAUGGACAAAGUGGCCUGAGGACAACCAUUUCUAUGAAGCUGUUAUAACUGACUACAACCCUGUUGAGGGGCGGCAUGCGUUAGUGUAUGAUAUCAACACUGGAAAUGAAACUUGGGAAUGGGUAAAUCUAAAAGAGAUAUCUCCGGGAGAUAUCAGAUGGGAAGGUGAGGAUCCUGGGGUUUCUCGUAAAGGAGGACAUCCUGGGCAAGGUCGUGGAACUACGAAAUCCAUGGCUCGUGGUGGUCCUGCCGGUGGUAGAGGUAGGGGAGGCAUGAAAACGCAGCAGCCCAAGACACAGAACGGUAUCGGGAAGAAAACUUUAGGCGACAUUGAAAUACUCCACACGGAUACACUAAUAAAAGAGGUAGAAAAAGUUUUUGGGUCAGUUAACCCCAACCCAGCAGAAGUAGAGAAAGCCAAAAGAGUGCUGAGAGAUCAUGAACAAGCUCUCGUGGACGCAAUCGCAAAGCUUGAAGAGAUGUCAGAUGGAGAAAGCGGUAAUAUUUGA
Arabis nemorensis is the source of this 1290-nucleotide messenger RNA. Lineage: Eukaryota; Viridiplantae; Streptophyta; Magnoliopsida; Brassicales; Brassicaceae. The record is from the annotation of a GenBank genome assembly.